Messenger RNA from Branchiostoma belcheri (Belcher's lancelet), 3176 nucleotides. Its product is annotated as scavenger receptor cysteine-rich type 1 protein M130-like. The record is from RefSeq and is a predicted model, not a curated record. Gene Ontology annotation, cellular component: membrane. The transcript has 11 exons. The coding region runs from base 122 to 1882 and encodes 586 amino acids. Lineage: Eukaryota; Metazoa; Chordata; Leptocardii; Amphioxiformes; Branchiostomatidae.
UCGAGGGUAACUUAUCCGGCCCGGUGCCAUGUUUGACUUUUUUCUCUCCGUUGUUGUUUUAAGUGGGGCUCUGACCACUUGUUUGUGUUCUACGUUGUGCUAGAAAGGCGUUAGACGAAAGAUGGAAACCUGGGUGCUGCUUCUUGCGAUCUGCCUUCCUCAGUGGGCGUCUUCGUUGGUACAAGAAGUGAGACUUGUGGACGGAGACACGGAGAAUGAGGGAAGAAUAGAGUUACGGGACGGAGAUCAGUGGUACGCCGUCUGUGGCGCCGACUGGUCUGGGAACGAGGCGGCCGUGGCCUGCCGACAGCUCGGCUUCGGCGGCGUCAAGUCGUCCGUCGGCCUCACUUCGUCAUUCUUCGGAAGAGGCUCGUUCCCGAUAUACAGUACCUCUUUCACGUGCGCGGCAUCAGACGUGUAUAGUUUGACUGACUGUAACACCCACAGCAGCACCUGUGCACCAAACUCACACGUCGCCGGAGCUGUGUGUUUAGAGAAGAUCCGGCUGUGGGGCGGGCCGGUGCCACACCAGGGCCGGCUGGAGUUCUCCAGUAGGGACGGUAUCUGGGCACCUGUCUGCGGCACCAAGUGGGGCGAAGAGGAGUUCAGGGUCGCUUGUCGCCAUUUGGGAUUUCCCGGACUAGUGACGGGGGUCUGGGCACGAGAUCACUUCCCGAACGCCACGGGCGGGAUCAUACAGUACUCGCCGUCCUGUUCUGGGAACGAGAACACGCUGUGGGGCUGCGAAAGUCAGCUGGACUCAUGUACACAUUAUGACGACAUUGGACUCCUCUGUGAAUCUUCAGUGCGGCUGUCUGGAGGGUCGUAUCGUGCCCAGGGGCGUGUGGAGAUCUACCAUGACGGUACCUGGGGAACGAUCUGUGACGUUCCGAACAGACCGUCCUGGGAGCGCUGGUGGCGGGACAAGCAGGCCCGGGUCGUCUGUCAGGAGCUCGGGUACCUGUCUGCAGACGUCGUGUACGGGCCUGGCAGCUAUGGCGACGGGAACGACCUUCCAGUCUGGUUAAGCAAGGUCACCUGCCCAAACAACGACGAAAGGCGACUGAAGGACUGCAGCUAUGACUACUGGGGACUGCGUGACGUUGACGUCAGCUCCUGUAACCAUGGUUACGCCGUGGCAAUCAAGUGUUCCACAGGUGGGACGACGACUAACCCCAACUCCUCCAGUUCAAGCCAGGCUGUUCACAUUCCUGGCAUCACCCCCACCGAUCCACCAGAUUUGGAGACUCAGAACACAGCAAUGCCUUCUGGGAUGUCCAACUCUCCAUCUCUCAAUCAGCCAAGAUCACAACCACUAACUGCUGGUACAAUCGUAGGUAUCGUACUGGGUGCCCUGCUGCUUAUUGUGGUGCUUUUUGUUGUCCUUUUCAUCAUGAGAAGAAAGAGGAAAACCCCCUCUGAUGAGAAUGGCUCACCCCCUGCAGUGAAAGAAGAGAACGGUACAUACGCAGAUGUUACAGAACAAACGGGCCCAAAGUUACCCACAGAAGUCAUGUACAGGGAAAACAACACCACGCCCAACUUUGUCUACUUCUCCACGCGGCGGCCCCCUGACGGCAGCGACGUGAACUACAGCACCAUCGCCCAGCUGGAGGCUGCCAGGGCUGCCAACCACGCACUGCACUUACCGUCCCAGAGGAAAGGUGGCGCCGCUGCAAUGGAGCACACGCCAGACUUUGCUUAUUCAGCAGGCAGAGACAACGUAGAGGUAGCCAGAAGGAGGGAGAGUUCAGAACAGGAGACACAGCCAGCGCCGUUGGGAAACUACCACGCUUACGAUUCUAUAAACAGAGACAGUACCGGGCACUAUCCCAGGAGAGUAUCUUAUGAGUGCGUUGUUGUUGAUGAUCAGUCUGAUUAGCUAAUUAUAUAUAAAUCAAGUCCAAAAAGUGUACAGAAGGCUUCUGGACUGAGGUGUUCUGUGUAUUGUUAUCGUUUAUGUUGCAGUAGUACGUUUGUACUGAGGAUGUUUUUCUGUGGUAUGUUUGCACUUGCAGAGGGUAUUUUGUAUACUACUGCAUACAAUGUAUUUGUAUCUUGUACAUAUAUAUAUGCCACAUACACAAUAAAAGGUGCUAGUACACACAGGCACUCUUGCACAUCCACACAUAUAUACAUGUACAUACAUGUAUAUUAAUGUAUGAAAGUUUCAGUAUUGAAGUGAUAGGAAAUUGGUUUUCUAGGACAAUUAUCAUCAAAUUCAGCAGGAAUAUCUUCCAAAUUAUGCAAUACUUUGACUUAGAUAUGCAGGGUUUAGGUGUGACAAUCAUUCCAUGUCUUAUAAGUGGACACCUCUCAAAGUGUGUAAAGCUACUGUUACCAGUAUUCCAAAUGGUUGUUGUACCAGCUUUUGGCAAGUUUUGGAAAAUACUAUGUGCGUAUACGUAAAAACACUGAAUAAUUCCUCUUUUCUUCAAUUCCUUUGUUUCAUGUUGUAAUUUGUAGUGGAUGUUCUUGAACAUUCUUGAAAAAGUGUUAUUAUAUAUUUUGACUGUUGCCAAAAAUUGAGGAAGAUAUUUGUAUAUAUAUAUUUACAUGUUGAUCCUAAAUCAAUAAAUAAACAUAAGAUUUACCUCAGAAGGGAAUAAACAAGAUUUAUUUCUUCAAAACAUAUCGUCUACAUAUUCUGUUUUGUCUCCACCAAAAAUAAGAGGGGGUUACUCUUCUCAUUCCAUGGGGAAAGUGGCUGCAAAUGUAAUUAGAAAUGAGGAACACAUCAUUGUAAGAGAGGGCAGUGACUAUCACUUCAGCACUGUCAAAAAUAUCAACAAGGUACCCAAGUGUUACUUCUGCUGGCAUUGUCUUUCAAUGUCCACAGUUUUACUGUAAGAAACCUUGUGACAAAUACGACUUCAGAGCAAAACUCAAAGAACUCAAGCUUUCAGAAGUAUUACAGGAUAUUGUGUGUUUAACAAACUUCAACAGGAAAAUGGUUGAUAUUGAUAGUUACAAGAGGAGUCUCUAUGUCUUUGUGCUAAAAGGUGCAGCCAACUGUCCUUCCCCCUCCAGCUGCUAGAUGGCGCUCAUGGCUGGUCAUGCUUCCUCAGGCGCAGGUGGUGGAUUGAAUUUUGUAUCAUUCUGAGGGGGAGAAAGAGUGAGUUUGGAUUCAUCAUGUACAAACUGACAUUGCACACAGGCAGCAAAGGCAGAAAAAA